Leptidea sinapis is the source of this 3410-nucleotide messenger RNA. RefSeq names its product nucleolar protein dao-5-like. Lineage: Eukaryota; Metazoa; Arthropoda; Insecta; Lepidoptera; Pieridae. The coding region runs from base 426 to 3323 and encodes 965 amino acids. The record is from RefSeq and is a predicted model, not a curated record. The transcript has 5 exons.
GGAACAGGGCGGGGAGUACAGUCGUGGAAUCGACUUUACAACAACUGCGCGUAUUUUUCACAAAUCGCUUGUAUUCGAGAAUUGGACGCGGGUGAUAUUGCGGAAUAUUUUUGUGUUUCUUGUGUUCAUGUGAUCUGUUUGUGUUAUGUUUAGUGCAUUAUGGUGUUAUUGUGGUGAAUAGCAUAUGACUUUAGGGUAACAAUGUCCAGUUGACAUGUUUAUCUGUGUCGUGUGUGAAGAUUUUCCCUUCGCGUGAGGAGGUGCAGUGCGCUAGUGUGCGUCCUCGCGCCUUGUGUGCGUGCCGUGUAUACGCGGCCAUCCUAUGAUGAAUUGCGUUGCAUUUUCAUGGAAGUAUAGGAUGUAAGGAUCACCCAACAAUCGAUGAAAACAUCCCUUUUCAUGAACCCUACAGACAAAUCACUGUCAUGUGGUCACAAGCUUCAAAACCUGUGACUAAGAAGGGAGGCUUAAAUAAAACAUCGCUGAAAGCUAAAUCUGGCAAGAAACAACCUAAGAAGAAACCUUUAACUCAAAAGAAGGUUAAACCUUUGCAAAGAACAAUCAAAAGUCCAAAACAAAGUAAAGACAAAGUCGAAGAAAAUGUUGCAGCCGCACAAGAUGCCUCGACGCUGUCGGCUGGGACAACUAAUGUUGAGUCAACAAAAAUAUCUGCUAAAAGUUUGCCUACCCUUAAAAAGGCAAAAAAAGAAUCGAAGGAGAAAAAAGAUAUAAAUUUGAAGACGACAACAAAGAAAAUAGCCGUAAAAAAGGCUACAACAAAAAACAGUAAAUCUGAAUUAAAAACAAAAAAAGUAAUAAAUAAAGAUGAACUUAACCAAAAGAGUGGUGGUGAAAUAAAGAAAAUAGUCAAAUGCCCAAAAUCAAAGACAAAUAAGAAAGCUACACCUACAUCUACAUUAAAAAUUAGUGAUACAUCAUCGUCUAUUGAUAGUAUGGACAACACAAGGAAUUUAAGUUCUGAGGAGUGUCCUAAUAAAGAUAAAGAAAGACGGAAUGAACUUGAUCAAAACCUCAGUAUUUCAACAAAUGAGAAGAGUGAUGAAAAUAAAACUGAAACUUUAAAUUGUAAUUCCAACCAAAAUAUUUUGUCACCGAGAUCAUCAAAAGGUGAUUCAGAAAGACCACCAAAAUUUUUUACGUCUACUAGAUCUCCAAGGACUGUUGAUAUUGAUGUUAAGUGGAAAAAUUCUAAGGGGAGUUUAAAUGUUUCUGAUAGAUUCUUAUCGCUCAAGUGUGAACCAAAGUUAACCGAAUCAAAGGAAAAAAAUACUACUAGCACAUUAGUAGCCCAAGGUCCAGAAAUAGACGUUUAUACAUUUACUGAAAAAGUUGAUUCUCCUAAAAGUAUUUUAUCUGAUUUCCGUGACCCAAUCAAUAAAAAUAUUGGAAGGGUUCGGCCGAUAGCGAGAGUUAAAGGUACGAUCAUUGACAAAAAAGGAGAUUCAGAAAGAAAAAAGUUCUCUCCUCACAGACCUAUUGAAGAAGUAGUUAAACAAUUAAAAGCUAGUAAAAAGUCUGAUGCUAAUACACAAAAUACACCAAGUGUUGACUUAAGUGGUCUAAUCAACAAAAGCGAUGAACCCAAACCUAUAGUAAGUAAAUCAUAUAAGAUGGUUGCGCGAAAAUCUAGUGUUAGCGGCAAACCAUUUAGCCCCAUUAGAUUUCUCGAACAAGAUGCAUCAACAGCAAAGAUAGAAUCAGAAGCAACAGAGCAAAAAGUUAACGUUAAAAAAGCAUCACCUAAGUCAAAAAAGCGUCAAAUUCAAAAGAAAGCAACUAUAUCGGAUGGCGAUAUCGAUUCAUCAAAAUUUUCUCUCGGCACCAAAAUAAAACAUUAUAGUUCUUCUGAAGAAAGUGUCUGCGAGUCGAAUGAUGACAACGAUGCCAAAGAAUUAUCAGAAACAGACGUACCUAGGAAUAAAAAAUUAAGAGGCAAAAAGCACACAAGAAUACUUGAUAGUGUGAAAAAGAAGACCUCAAAAGAACUAAAAGAACUUUCAAAAGACUCCCUUAUUGAUCUCAAGGAAACCUCUGCAUUAAUUGGUAAUGAAAAACCAUCUAAGAGGCGCCUAAAAUUACUGUCUAUGUGGAGUGGACCAAAAAAACAUAGAAUGGCAUCCUUAAACGCCAUAGCCAAAGUACAUUGCUUGUACGAAAAUGAAAGUCGCAGUCAUGUGGAACUGGGGUUAAUGAAGACAGUUGACCGACAACCUAUUCCAAGUACAUCAAGAGCAGUGACCUCGAAAAAAAAAGAAACAAAGCCCAAGGAAAACGAGAAACAGAACAAUACAUCGGAAUCUGAAUACGAAACCAAAAUUGAAAAAGGCAAAGAAAGUUCUGAUAGUUCUGACGAUAGUCCACCCCAAAGAAUUUUGAGAGGUGACCCAGGAAUAAGGAGUGCUGGAAAAUACUGGGACCCAAAAUCCUCAACCUCAUCAAGUGAAGACAGUGAAUUAGAGUCUAAGGGCAAAAUUAUAGUUGAAAGAAAGAAAAUUACAAGCAAAGUUGCAUCGGCUAAACCGGACAUUGAAAAAGCCAACCCAAAAAUGAAAAAGACUGCAGGAGUCCCUGUAAAGAAGAAAAGAAAUAGAAACGAAGUUGUUAUGGAUCUGAAAGAUAUGGUAGUACAAAAACGUAUGGCAAGUCUUAAUGCCACAGCGAUCCUAGCGGCAAGUUACGAAAAACGUUCACCGAAAUCUAGCAAAGACGACAGCACUUCGGAUUCGUGUAGCGACGAAUCGUUUUCCCACAAGCCAAAAAACGGGAAAGAUUCCGGCAUUAAGUCGGAAAUUAAAAAGGAAGAAUGUAAAAAAGAAACUGAAGAAUCUCAAACAGCUGAUAGGAAACAAAAAGUUGAAGUGAUCGUUAAUCAAGAUACCGACGUGACAAUAACUGGCGUUUAUUCUACACACCACCAUGAAGGUUUUUGCACUGUGUCUGGAAUGCAAUACCGCAUUUCCUCUACUAGUCACACCCAGACCACUGCAACUGCUAAUUCUGACAAGGAGGAAUGCUCACGAGAAGAUGGUGCCAGAUACACACCUUUGUCAGCAUUGUCUUCCAUGCAGCCUCCUGCAGACCACAUACAUCCCCAUCCGCAUCCUGUACCGGAGCUGGGUGGUCUGGGACGACGUGCAGGAUGCUCCAGCGCCUUCUCUGCACCUUCACCAUCAGCUCAUCAUGACCCAGGUAAGGAGAACAUCUACACUAAUAUAAGAAUAGGGUACAUAAAACCCAAGGUACGUACCUGCUCGCUUAAUGAACGGAAUUCUAAUUUUUUGUUUAUGAUUUGCGGAAUUUAACCACCAAUAGAUUUCUUCUCCGGUUCAAAUUAAUAUAUUAUUCAAUUUUGUUUUUAGUUUAGUAAGCCAAUUGGGAGUAUGUACAAA